This is a messenger RNA of Dermatophagoides pteronyssinus (European house dust mite), 824 nucleotides long. RefSeq names its product charged multivesicular body protein 1 (gene Chmp1). Gene Ontology annotation, biological process: vacuolar transport. NCBI's taxonomy places the organism in Eukaryota, Metazoa, Arthropoda, Arachnida, Sarcoptiformes, Pyroglyphidae. The record is from RefSeq and is a predicted model, not a curated record.
GAUUAGACUCGCAUUUCUGUUUGUUGUUGAUAAAGUUGUGCAAAGAACGUAAUUUCAGUGUUCUGACAAACAACCAACAAAUAUCAAAGUGGUUAAUCAAUCAAUCAAAGUGUGUGUUUUGUUUUAUGAUUCAUCAUCAUCAUGUCGAUGGAAAAACAUUUGUUCAAUUUGAAAUUCGCGGCCAAAGAAUUGGAACGAAAUUCGAAAAAAUGCCUGAAAGAUGAAUCGGUUGAGAAAUUGAAAUGCAAAAAAGCCAUCCAGAAAGGUAAUAUGGAGGGUGCUCGCAUACAUGCCGAGAAUGCUAUCCGUCAGAAGAACCAAUCGUUAAACUAUUUACGAAUGUCAGCUCGAAUCGAUGCUGUCGCAUCACGAGUGCAAACGGCUGUCACCACUAAACGUGUUACACAAUCGAUCGCAGGCGUAACUAAGGCCAUGGAUUCGGCUAUGCGUUCGAUGAAUCUUGAAAAAAUAAGCCAAAUCAUGGACCAAUUCGAAAAACAAUUCGAAGAUCUCGAUGUGCAAACAACCACUAUGGAAAAUUCCAUUAGCAGUUCGACAACGAUAACCACACCGGAAAAUCAAGUGGAUUCAUUGAUGCACCAAGUAGCGGAUGAAGCCGGCCUCGAAUUGAACAUGGAAUUGCCAUCGGCCAAUCAAUCAACCGUUGGCAGCAAGUCCACUGCAGUUGCAUCAUCCGAUCAGGAUGAACUUUCCAAACGAUUGGCUCAAUUACGACAAAUGUGACACUUUUUUCCAAACUAUGAUAUCUUUCCUUGUUGACAUUUUUAUUUUCUAAUAAAAUUAGCAAUUUUCAGACAUUUAAA